AUGGGCUCUUACGGUCAUCUGUUCAAGUUAUUUGUUAAAUAUUGUCCGAACACAUUGAGUGGUCUCACGCGACUGAAGCUGGAGAAUUUGAGGCUACUGGAGUCAGACUUCCAUGAACUUUUCGGAUUAUUUAAGCAACUGGAGUUCCUACGCUUGGACAACUGUGGCAUGAAGUUUCCGUCCUUGCUAGAAGUGGAACACCCACGACUCCGUGAACUUGCGAUUCUCAGGAGUAGUUUUGAGACGGUGGAUCUGAAGUGGCUUCCUGAGCUCAGAACGCUAACCUUUUCUUGUUGGCUACCUCAACAUGAUGAUCCUUUAUCUUUUGGUCAUGUCCCGCUGCUCCACACGGUCAGCAUUAGUAAUAAGGCUGGCUUGUCGCACAAGAUGCUCAAGUUAAGUGAAUUUCUUCGCAAAACAACCUUGAGCAACCUGCACGUGAACUUCCAAAGUGAAAAGAUUUGGGUUAAACCUGAAGGCCUGAGAGAAUUGUCGCAGGUGUUCAAGAAGCUAAGGUUUGUGAAUUUGUCUGGCAUUUCAGAAGAAUGUGACUUGACUUGGACAAUGUUCGUUCUGCAUGGUGCACCUUUCCUCGAGGAGCUAUGCAUCAGGGUUUGCGACUGUUUGGGGAUAUGGGAGAAAAAAACGCUCACAUGUAGCAAGGAGAGGAAGGACGCAGAUGCAAAAUGGGAAACGUCUGCAUCUGAUUUCAAGCACCACAACCUUUCAGUGCUCAGGAUCAUUGGGUUUCAGUCAGAAGAUAAGUUUGUGAAUUAUAUCACAGCUGUCAUGGAAUCAGCAGUCAAUCUGAAGGAAAUAUACCUGCAUGAGAAGCCAGUGUGCGAGAAGUGUAUGUAUGAUCACCGGCCAAAGAAUAGGUACCCGCGGACAAAGAGCCAGAGGACCUUGGUUAUUAACAGUUUUGGCAUGGAUAUGCGCCCGCUUUUAACUCUUCACUUCCCGAGUUUAAGAGAACAGUGUAAUGGUUCUGCUGGGUGA
This is a messenger RNA of Lolium rigidum, 999 nucleotides long. RefSeq lists its product as uncharacterized. The record is from RefSeq and is a predicted model, not a curated record. The transcript has 3 exons. Lineage: Eukaryota; Viridiplantae; Streptophyta; Magnoliopsida; Poales; Poaceae. Bases 1 to 999 code for a protein of 332 amino acids.